Pseudozyma flocculosa PF-1 is the source of this 1845-nucleotide messenger RNA. RefSeq lists its product as uncharacterized. The record is from RefSeq and is a predicted model, not a curated record. The transcript has 7 exons. The coding region runs from base 1 to 1845 and encodes 614 amino acids. Lineage: Eukaryota; Fungi; Basidiomycota; Ustilaginomycetes; Ustilaginales; Ustilaginaceae.
AUGUCCACGAUGGUCCACGAUCCCCUCAACCAACUGCCAAGCGAGAUAUGGGAUGCCAUCAUCGACGCCCUCACGGCUCACGGCCCUCAACACGCCGUCAAGCUCAUCUCGACUUGCCGCCAGCUGCGCCACUCGUUUACCGGUCGAAGAGUGCGCUACCACUUUGCUUUGUGGCUUCAUGGCUUACUUCCCCUGCCCACCAAUAUCCCCGCCGACGCAGACCGGCUCGCUUCCACCCUCUUCGAGUCGAGGUGGCCACCGAAUCCCCAGGCCUGUACAGUCACGGCCCUCGAGCCACACAUCUCGCACAGGCACUUUGCCGUUCACGACCAACACACGUGCGGCCUAGAUCAGACGGUGGAAGUCCAGCUCUCUGCCUCGCGCAUCUACGCCAUCGCGCCCGAUCUCAAGUCUCUGGUCGUCUCAAAGGUCGAGCACAACGGUCAAGUCACGCUCGAGAAACGCCUACCCCUGCCCGACCAGAGCCUACAGGGCAUCCACCGCUUCGCCCUCGACGAUGCCAGCCAGAUCGUCCUCUUGCAGGCGAUUUCGGAGGUUCGCAACGACACCUACGACGUGUCCCUCUUCCUCGUCGAUCUCGUCACGGGCAUGCCCUUGGCCAGCGAGCCGAUCCGCUUCCACCUCUGGCCCGAAGACCACGAGGACCUCGAGCUGCAGCUCGUGGGCGAUCAGAUCCUCAUCCUGAGCAGAAGCCACAUUGUUCUCUUGCGCUGGAUUCGUCCUAGCCACGCUGCCGCGCUCGUGCCCGAUAAGCUCGAGUGCAAGAUCACCUUUAGGCGGUGGUGGACCGAUCCAGAGUCCUCUCGCGUCGUGACAGCGGCCACGCUCAUCAACCACGAGUGUCUCGCCCUCGUCCUCAACGAGAUUGGCGUGGAUAGGGUCGGCGAGCCGUGGCAAUCGCAGGCGGGCAUACUCUACCUCGAGCUCUUGAAGCUCUCUAGCUUCGGCGACGAGAGCACGGACCUCGCCGUCGAGGAUGCGCUGCAAGCCUUCCUUGUCGAUGACUUCGAUGGGAGAUGGACCUACCAUGCCGAGAUCGUCCUGCCGGGUCAGUCCAUGGUCGACCCCUUGAGAGGGAACUACAUCAAAAUCGGACUCGAGCCUGCUGCCCUUGCGGGCCUCGGAGAUGCCGACAGCGACCUCAAUUGCCUCGUCGUGGUCCGCGCCUCUGGCAACCCCUGGAUCAUGGAGCUGCGCUCGCUCGCCGAGCUCCUCUACCCCCGUGCGGCACUGACCAUCUACUCGGGAGGCGGCCCGCGUUGGCCAACCCUCGGUCACGAGUGGUGCAAAGCAAACAUGGUAGACACACUGAUGGACCAUUUCAAAAGCCCAGUGUCGUCGCUAUCAGUCCGGGGAUGGCGAGCGGUUGCGGCUGUGCGAGUCGAACCAGAACGCGAAGAGGACCGCGCGGCCGGUUCGCCGCCGUACCUCGAACUACGGUGCAUCGAUUGGAACCCCAACUAUACGCACCGUGUCGAUCCCUCGAUGCGGCUGAAGAAAAACGACUUUCGCGACGCCGCGAAAAGAGGUGCGAUGCUGCGCGAGACGGGACGAGAUAGACCGGUGCUGAUCACCAAGCAUCCUCUCUGGGAUACGCUACCCUUCCGACCCAUCGACCGACACCCGCAUACCGACGUGCGGGCCGACGCAGCGUGGUUCCGCAUCGCUUUGGAUCCCACCACGGGGAUCCUCGUGCAGCGAAUCGCCGAGAUCGCCAGCGACGAGGACGUGGCCCGAGGUGGCAGGAUCCGCGCCGACGACGAUGACGACGUCGAGGACGAGGAGGAGAUGCUGCGUAGCGAGAUCUUCAUCCUCCAUGUCUAG